Molecule: messenger RNA, 507 nt
Organism: Pterocles gutturalis (yellow-throated sandgrouse)
Lineage: Eukaryota; Metazoa; Chordata; Aves; Pterocliformes; Pteroclidae
Product: probable hydrolase PNKD
Exons: 5
Cellular component (GO): mitochondrion
Molecular function (GO): hydrolase activity
Source: RefSeq, a predicted model, not a curated record
AUGCGUGGGAAAGUGACCCUCUAUGUGUACCCCAUGGGGGUCCCAGCCCUGGCAGCAGCCCCCUCCCCAAGCAGGCUCCUUGUGGGAGCGCUGGGGGUGAACGCCGGGGGUGUGUGCCCUCCCCAGGCUGCCAUUGAAGACGAGGGGGUGAUGCUGGAGGCCAUAUUCUGCACUCACAAACACUGGGACCACAGCGGGGGCAACGCAGCGCUGCGCCAGCGACACAGCUCCUGCAAGGUGUACGGCAGUGCCCUCGAUGCCAUCCCAGAGCUCACCAAGUAAGUCCUGCGCCCCCACGUCUCCCCCUGCACCCCUGCAGAUUUGAGGGGUACCCCCGGCCCCACCGUGGCCCAUAUGGUGUACGUGCUGGACGGGAGGCCCUUUGGCAGCCCCCCCUGCCUCUUCUCUGGGGACCUCCUCUUCCUCGCUGGCUGCGGCAGGAUGUUUGAGGGCUCCCCCGAGACCAUGCUCGCCUCCCUGGACGUGGCUGUGGGCUUGGGAGAGGAC